Messenger RNA from Aspergillus versicolor CBS 583.65, 816 nucleotides. Its product is annotated as V-type proton ATPase proteolipid subunit. Bases 20 to 502 code for a protein of 160 amino acids. Gene Ontology annotation, molecular function: proton-transporting ATPase activity, rotational mechanism. The record is from RefSeq and is a predicted model, not a curated record. NCBI's taxonomy places the organism in Eukaryota, Fungi, Ascomycota, Eurotiomycetes, Eurotiales, Aspergillaceae. The transcript has 8 exons. Gene Ontology annotation, cellular component: proton-transporting V-type ATPase, V0 domain. Gene Ontology annotation, biological process: proton transmembrane transport.
AACAGAACAACUCAGCAGCAUGGCGGACAGCGAGUAUACACCCAAGUUCGCCCCGUUCCUGUCAUUUGCGGGAAUUGCUUCAGCCAUGAUCUUCGGAUCGGCGGGUGCGGCAUAUGGCACAGCGAAAGCUGGAAUUGGUAUUUCUGGUGUGGGAACGUUCAGAUCUGACUUGAUCAUGAAGUCUUUAAUUCCCGUCGUCAUGUCCGGUAUUAUCGCCGUCUACGGUCUCGUUAUUGCUGUCCUCAUCGCGGGUGACCUUGACCCAAGUUCGGCCAUGAGCUUAUAUGCAGCAUGCAUGCAUCUUGCAUCAGGAUUGUCGGUUGGUCUUGCCGGAGUAGCUGCCGGAUACACAAUCGGGAUCGUUGGAGACGCUGGAGUCCGCGCCUACAUGCAGCAAUCCAGGGUCUACGUUGGAAUGAUUCUCAUUCUCAUUUUCGGUGAAGUCCUUGGGCUAUAUGGAUUAAUUGUCGGUCUUAUUCUUAACUCGAAAAGUUCGGGUUGAGGUGUUGGAGCUUUGCGGCUGGUAUCCGAUUUAUUUGACGGCUUAAUCUCCUUCCCCCCAUCCAUCUAUCUCUCCGAUUAUCACGCUUCUGUUGUAUAGAAUUCCUGGCUAUGACGGCGUUAUUGGACACCCCAGGAUGAACCCAUUCUCGAUCUAUUAAGUGACUGUUCUGGGUCUCGUCGGUGCAGUUCCUCAAGUACUCUUUUUAACCUCUUUCGGAGGACGAGUUCCUGUACUAGUACAUGUAUACACGUGUUUUGGACUACAAAUACCAUCAGGUAGAACCUUUUUUAACAUGAGUACUCGAUUCCGCA